CCCUGACACACACCAGUUUGCCCGUACAAACAUAAAUACUGUCAGACUUUCUCGCUCAUCCACUCAUGGCAACACAUCACCUCCUUGUCCUGGACAUCUUUUUCUUCCUCACUGGACUCUCAGGUAUUCACAGUGUGUCCACAGUGAGUCAUGUGUCUGUAAAGCAAGGAGGCUCCAUCACCAUCCCAUGUCUCUAUCAUCAUGGCUCUGAAAAACAUGUGAAAUACUGGUGUAGUGGAUAUUUUUUCUUUUCUUGCUCUACUCGAAUACGUACUGACUCUCAGAGUGCAUCUAAUUGGUUGUCCAUCUCUGAUAAUGUUACUACAAGAGUCUUCACUGUGACCAUGAAGAAUCUGCAACCAAGGGUCUCUGGAUAUUUCUGGUGUGCUGUGGAGAAAGGUGACAAAACUCAUCUGUAUCUGUCAGUUGCCACAGGUACUGCAGGACUCUAUGUGGACCAACAACAUGUGACUGGAGUUGAAGGACAGAGUGUCACUGUCAAUUGUAACUAUAGUAACUCUGGAGGUUUCUGCUGGUGCAGGCUGGGUGGCUCCUGUGUGGAGAGCAGAGUUGGGAAUUUAGAUGGAGCAUCAGUAGAAUUAAAGCGGAUUCCUGCCAAUGGAAAAAAAGUCAUGAUCAUAACAAUGAGUCAACUAAAAAUGAAGAACACUGGCUGGUACUGGUGUGCAGUUGGAGACCUACAGAUGCCUGUUCAUAUCACUGUCAAUCAACCAACCACAACACAGAUUAACACCACCACAAACCAGAACAAUGGGGUAACUGAUGAGAAGCGACAGGAAAGGAUCCAGAGUUUGCUGGUAGUCCUGCUCAUUCCCCUGAGCCUGUUGGGGGUGGUGAUAGCUGGUACCUUGGUCACAUGGAAGAUGUUGAUAAAACAUAAGGACAAGAAGGCAAAGGGCCAACCACCAAACACCUCAGUACAGCCUACUGAAUCUGAGCAGGACAUUACCUACAGCACUGUGAGUCACACCAAAGGAACAGCACAGCAGGGCCUAAUCCCUGAGAGCCACGGUGACUUGUACAGCAAUGUGAUUCCUAAGCAGCACAGGACAGCACAAAAUCAGGACCCAUUUCCGUAUGAUGCAGUGACAUACAGCACCGUUGUCACCAAGAACAAGACCCAACCAAAUGCAGCAGAACCAGAUGAUGUGGUCUACAGCACAGUGGCCCCACACCAGAGAUAGCAGGAGACAACAGCACAACAGAGACUGAGUAAAGUCCCUCCAAAUGACAAACCUAGGCCUUGUUCCAUUUGACUUCCUAGCUUCUACCUCUGGGGGUUACUGAUCUGGAAGGACUGAAUAAGACUAAUGCCAGUCUAUCACAGUCUUGUUCUUUUUCAUUGUGCAGGCUCUGCUGGCUUAAUAAUGCCAGUGAUGAUGUAUUAUUACAAAGGCAGAUGAAUUUAGUGUAAUUUUAGAUUUUCUGAAAAACUAACAAAGUAAGACACUGUGUCUGCUGUAAGUCAGUGUUCCUCUGUGUAUUCCAAUGUUUAAUGUAUUCCACUGACCAUGUGUAUUUCCAUGCUUCAUAUCUCAAAUAAACUACUAUAACAAGAA
This is a messenger RNA of Coregonus clupeaformis (lake whitefish), 1580 nucleotides long. RefSeq names its product polymeric immunoglobulin receptor-like. The record is from RefSeq and is a predicted model, not a curated record. Bases 66 to 1205 code for a protein of 379 amino acids. NCBI's taxonomy places the organism in Eukaryota, Metazoa, Chordata, Actinopteri, Salmoniformes, Salmonidae. The transcript is spliced from 11 exons.